CACACACAUUAACCAUGGUUACUUUUUCACUAUUCUGAAGACCUCAAAUCCAAACUUGAGCACAUGCAGUAAAUUGGGCAAGAAAAAUUAGAAACACAAGACACAAACAGCUAACAUAUCUUCUUCUGCUCUCCAAAUAAGAGAAAGGAGGCGACAAAUACUUCUUAUUGUUUUUGCUUCUGAUUUUUUUUUCUGAUUUUCUGUCACAGCAAUACAUACUUUAUAUCCCAAAGUGGUUGAGCCCGAGAUGCUGAUACCUUGUGUUUGAGAUCUGAGAUUAAGAACUGCGGCUUAUUGGGAUUUUAAGAGUAGAGGUUGAAUUUCUGUGAUGAAGUGAUGUUGGGUUGGUUUGUGAGAUGAGUUUCGUAACCCUAAUUUGGAAAUUUUCAAUCGGGAACUACUUUAUAUUUGUUGUUUUUCUCAAUUAUUUGGGUUUUUGAAGUUGAACAACCAUUAAGAAUUGGGUUUAGAAAUUGGCAUGGGGGUUGUUGGUUGGAGUAAUGAGGAAAAGGCGAUGGCGGCGGCAGUAUUGGGAACUAAGGCUUUUGAUUACUUGAUGUCGAGCUCAGUUUCUGCUGAGUGCUCAUUAAUGGCGAUGGGGAAUAAUGGGAAUUUGCAGAAUAAGCUCGCAGAUCUUGUUGAGCGCCCAAAUUCUUCCAAUUUUUGUUGGAAUUAUGCAAUUUUCUGGCAGCUCUCUAGGUCCAAGUCUGGACACUUGGUGUUAGGAUGGGGCGAUGGGUGUUGUCGAGAGCCUCGUGAGGACGAGGAAUCUGAGGUCACUCGAAUUCUCAAAAUGAGACUCGAGGAUGAAUCUCAGCAGACAAUGAGGAAAAGGGUUCUCCAAAGGCUGCAUACUUUGUUUGGAGGAGGCGAUGAGGAGAAUUAUGCGUUUGGAUUGGAUAAGGUAACUGACACUGAGAUGUUCUUCCUAGCAUCAAUGUAUUUUUCCUUCCCUAGGGGUGAAGGAGGCCCUGGGAGGUGUUUUGGAUCCAGCAAACAUGUCUGGUUGUCGGAUGCAUUGAAGUCAUCGGUUGAUUAUUGUGUUAGGUCAUUCCUUGCAAAGUCGGCUGGCAUGCAAACCAUGGUUUUGAUCCCAACUGAUGUCGGGGUGGUUGAAUUAGGGUCGGUCAGAUGUAUCCCGGAAAGUAUGGAGCUAAUCAAGGUGGUGGGAUCUUCCUUUUCGUCGUUUUCUUCACUCCUCAGGUCCAAGCAAGCUGCAGCUGCGGCUGUGCCGUCAGUAACGAAUAAAAAAGAUACGAAGGGCCCCAUUCCUAACUUGGCUAUUGGUAACCGACAAGAAAUCGUUCCCAAGAUUUUCGGGCAGGAAUUAAAUUCAAGUCAUGUGCAAUUUAGGGACAAUGUUUCCAAUAGGAAACCAGAAGUGCAAAUAAGGGCCUGGGACUCAAGUGGAAACAGGAACAAGCUACCAUUUGCCAACAACCGCAAUGGUUUUCAUGGUGCUAAGUGGACACAGUAUAGUAAUGUUAAGCUAGGGAAUGCAGUAGAGGUUUACAGUCCUCAGACUCCAGCCAAAAAGCGUGCUGAGAUUGUCAACGGGAAUAGAGAAGAAUUCAUGAUUAAUAAUUUUCUGAAUCAAAAGCCAGCUCAAAUGCAGAUAGAUUUUACUGGAGCAACCUCAAGGCCUUUAACCUCAUAUCUACAAAGUCUCGAGUCUGAGCUUUCAGAUGUUGAGGCUUCAUGCAAGGAAGAGGCUGCAGGCCUAUUAGAAGACAAGCGGCCGAGGAAGCGUGGUAGGAAACCUGCCAAUGGAAGAGAAGAACCCCUCAAUCAUGUAGAGGCAGAAAGACAGCGAAGAGAGAAGCUGAACCAGCGCUUCUACGCUCUACGAGCUGUUGUACCGAAUAUCUCUAAGAUGGACAAAGCUUCCCUACUUGGAGAUGCUAUUGCUUACAUAACUGAACUGCAGAAGAAGCUGAAUGACAUGGAGUUUGAGAGAGAAAGACUUGGCAGCAUAUCAAGAGAAGCAUCUGUUUCAGAAGUUAAUUCUAAUAGAGAAACACAAGACCUGCUGGCUUCGAGCAUCAACAUCGAAGCUGGCCGUGAAGAAGUCACCGUUAGGGUUAGCUGCCCGUUGAAUGCCCAUCCAGCAUCAAGAGUCAUCCAAGCAAUCAAUGAUGCACAGUCAACUAUCGUCGAUGCAAAAAUGGCUACAGUGAGUGAGCGAGUGUUCCACACAUUCAUUGUCAAAUCCAAUGGAUCCGAACAGCUAACUAAGGAGAAGCUGGUUGAAGCGUUUUCCCGUAGAUCCAGCUCUCCCCAUCAGUUAUCUCUCGGGUAGUAUUUAUGGCUUUGAACAAAGUAAGUUAGUUGCCAUAAUAUGCAGUGUAUCAUUAUAGAAAGCUUUUGAAGAGAUUUUGAUAUACAGCAGUUAAUGCUAGAAAUUGGGGAAGAAAACUUUCUUUUGACCUUCUAGGGUAGCAAAUAUGUAGUUGCUUAUAGUUUUACAUAUUUAGUCGAGUCAUAAGUCGCAAGAUUAAUCAAACCUAUCGACUUUAGAUGUCAUGCUCAUUUAUUUUCUUCUUUUUGGGUUUUUGGAAGCUGUA
Messenger RNA from Salvia splendens (bonfire salvia), 2564 nucleotides. Its product is annotated as transcription factor MTB1. Gene Ontology annotation, cellular component: nucleus. The transcript is spliced from 2 exons. Gene Ontology annotation, molecular function: transcription cis-regulatory region binding; protein dimerization activity; DNA-binding transcription factor activity. The record is from RefSeq and is a predicted model, not a curated record. Gene Ontology annotation, biological process: regulation of DNA-templated transcription. Bases 479 to 2299 code for a protein of 606 amino acids. NCBI's taxonomy places the organism in Eukaryota, Viridiplantae, Streptophyta, Magnoliopsida, Lamiales, Lamiaceae.